AUGGGAAUUCCCGGAACUGAGUGUUACGGAGAACAAAAGAAGAUUUGGCUGAACUGAGAGUCGAACUCAGGUCCACUCCAUUAAUCAGAGUUGCUCUGACCUCUGAGCUACUCAACCAGCGGGAAUAGGCCAAAGCAGCGGCGCACCCGAGUCAAGCCGGCGGCAGUUCUCCCUCCCAUUGCGGCCGGUCCACGCCAAGCUCGCGGCACGGAGUUCGGAUUCCAAGAUCACAGCACUGCGAUUGCCCAACGGAGAGCUGACACAUGACAUUGACGUCGCGCUUGACCACACACAGGCGCACUUUCAGCGCCUCUACGAUCUCGAGCCGCGCGAUCGGGACCACGUCGAGCGACUUAGGGACGAUUUCUUGGCGCCGAUCAGGUCGGCGCGCACUUGCGAUGACCCGAGCUCGGACCCGCUCUUUCUGCGACGACUCUCGGAAGCGCACAUCGAGCUGCUGCAGCAACCCAUCACCGAGGACGAGGUCGUAGCCGCAAUCGCAACAACACACCCCGGUCGAUCGCCGGGUCCAUCUGGCGUGCCCUACGAGCUCUAUCACACAGCGCCGCGGGCGUGGGCCAAGGCGCUGAGCAGGGCCUUCAACGCGAUGACCGAGCGCGGCUCGCUUUCACCGAAGCAGGGGCAAGGACUCGCUCGCCUGCUCUUCAAGCACCACAAGAUCGGGGCCGAUCGCGCCGAGCUCUCGUCGUACCGGCCCAUCACCUUGCGCGAGUGCGACUACAAGCUCUUCACCAAGGUCUACGUUGCGCGACUCAACCACGUGCUGCCGGACCUGCUCCCACCGCAACAGCACGGCUUCGUCAAGGGCCGCCGAUCGGCGGACGCGUCAUUCCACCUGCGACUCUUGAUCGAGGAGCUGGGCGCGCGCGGCACCGAGUUCCCUGACGCGGCGCUCUUGUCUCUUGACCAAUCGUCGGCUUACGACCUCGUCGAGCACGAAUGGAUCUUCGCCAUCUUCGACGCUCUCGGCGCUCCUGCCGCCUUCCAACGCGUUCUGAGGAUGCUCUACUCGGGUGACUCAACCACGGCGCGAUAUAUCAUCAACGGCUUCUUGACUCCGCCGGUGCGGCUGACGUGUGGGCUCGGCCAAGGGGACCCGGCGUCGUCGUCGGUCUGGGAUGUCGUGUUCCAGCCGUUCCUGGAUGCUCUGCACCGUCGAGGCAUCGCGCUGAACCUCUCGCUUCCUACCAUUCACCCCUACCCACAGAGCCGCGCCAUUACAUCCCUUGCGUUUGCCGAUGACGUCGUCGUCGCCGUCGCGGGCUCGGAGUCACUCAACUUGCUCGACGACCUGGCGCUCGACUGGAGGCUCGCAACCAAUGGCCGGCUCAACACCGACAAGACCGUCGUACUACCCAUCGGGUGUCGCUGGGAGGCUGGCGAUCGUCCGCUCGUCGUCAAGGCCGAGGGCGAGUCGCUCGAGUGGAUCGGCCUAUCUUUCGACCCCACCGGCAACACCGAACUCGCCAACGUGAAUCUCGUCGCACGGCUCGAAGCGGUGCUCGAUUCGGCACGGGACCGAGGGCUCACACACCACACCCGAGCGUUCUACGUCAACCGAUACGCCAUUCCCAAGAUUCUGCACAUCCUCUCCGCCGACAUCCCACCGCUCGAGGUCGUCAAGGAGCUUGAUCGCAUUCUCGCCGACUUUGUCCGCGGCGGCAAGAGGAGGUCGUGCUAUGGCAAGGACGUCGUCUUCACACCGAGGUUCAAGGGGGGUCUUGGGGUCAUGCGGAUGCAGGACGUCGUCGACUCGGUUGCGGCACGCGUCUGGGACGUGCUUCUUGGCGGUUCGGAUGCGAUCUGGCAGGGACUUGCGCGCGCGGCGAUUGUACGAGCCCAUCCCGCCCCCGACUUUGACUUGGCAACCGAUGCGUGGCCUUGCGACUACACUCCGAUCCGAACCGAUCUACACCCAAGAUGGCAGGCCGUGCUGAAGGUACCAUCGACGCACAAUGCGCAAGUCAAGCCGAGGACGUUGACGCUCGCGAACCUUCUCGCUCUUCCGAUCAAGUUGCACACCCUUCACUACCUACCGGGAGCACCAGCUGUGUCGCGACCACCCUACGACGCCGACUAUGCUGCGUUUGCCAUUUACGUCAAGGUAGCGGACCUGUUUCGACGCGAGCUGUACCCGGGCGGGGGCUUUCAUCUCUGGACGCCGCCGACGGAUGUGGUCGUCAGCAACAGCGAAUACGAUCAACGGGGCCGCCCACAACGAGAGCACAUCGUGGCAUGGUACCGACAUGCGAUCAAUCGAUUGAGGUUCACACCAAUAGCUCAACCGGUGGCGGCAGUACGAAUCAACGGGCCUCCCCGAGUCCGCCCCACCACGCCGCUCGAGUCGAUCCUGCCCCAUCCGAUCGACCCGCCGCAGCGCCUUCCGAGACCGGCUCUCCCAGACCAAUCAACACAAUACAACUUGCUCAGCAUGGAUCGGCCAUACACCAUCCGUCGCGUCCGCCGAGUCUUGAAUGCAAAGGCCUUCACCGACACGAUCGGUUUCAGGGACUCGCUGCAGCCCGACGAUCUCAAGGGAUUCUGGAAGGGGGUCAACUCGAAGGCAUUGACGGCGAGGGAACGCGAGGUGUGGUUCAAGCUCGUCAGGAACUUCACCCCGACUCGGAGUCUGCAGUUUCAUCAAAAGCACGACGACUCGCCCGCGUGCCUCGUCUGUGGAGCGCCCAAGGACGAUCGGGAGCACUACUUCUUCGACUGCGUUGACUCUAGGAACGUUUGGAUCGCGGCAAGGGGCGUGCUCUGCGACGCACUGGGGCUCGACACGAUCGACAACACGCAUUACACGGCCGUUCAACGCAUGUUCGGACUUCCGAAGCUCAAGGCCAGUCUGCGCGAUCAGGAAGGAGCGGGGAGGACGAUCGAAAUAUUCACCGGGCUGGUCUUGGAGAUGAUCAGCAGCGGGAGGUGGGGGAUGCAGAAGUGGGGGACGAGGCUGGAGGGUGUUGGGAGGAGGAGGAUCAUCUUGGAGGAGAGGUUGAAGCUGAGGGCGGGAGGAGCUUGGGGGAGGAGAGGGCAGUAG
Molecule: messenger RNA, 3061 nt
Organism: Microbotryum saponariae
Lineage: Eukaryota; Fungi; Basidiomycota; Microbotryomycetes; Microbotryales; Microbotryaceae
Source: the annotation of a GenBank genome assembly